AUCUUCAAAACCAUUAUGGCAAUGUCUUCAAUGUCACUUCACUACAAACUCCAAGGAAGAUUGGUUUCUACAUAAACAGACACAUAAUGAUGAAGCCCAUUCCUCAUCAAUGGAACAGGAAGAAACAGAUCCAGAAGUGUUGAGAACAGCCGAAAUUCUCGUCGAAAUUAGAGAAAAAAGAUUGGAGACGAUAAAAGAUGAAAAGAAAUGUUCUGAUCCUGAUACACGGUCAAGUUCACAAUAACUUGCAAAUAUAUAAUAUUGGCUGUUAUCUAAUCCUUUGUUUUUAAUUAAAAUUGCAAGAAGAUAUUUUCAAACUGGAAUACUUUCAUGCGAAAUUCUUACGAUUGGCUUCUAAAUUAGAUAUCAGAUAAUAUGGAAAAGUAUCAAUACAAGCUUUGCCAAAAGUUUUCUGAAUCUUCAUCUCCACCAGCUGUCACGAGAGGAGUGAUAAAAAAGACAAAAGCAUUACAGUGCGACUAUUGCUUAGAAAAAUUUAAACAGCGAAAUAAUUUAUUUUAUAAGAAGCAACUAUUUAAUUCAACACAAGGAAAACAAUCUUCGUCUCAGCAAAUUGGAAAAGAAGGCGUGAGAAUGACUUUCGAAAUCUCUGAACAGUGUCAUGAGCACCUUUCUUCCGACAUGUCGGCUUCAAGAGCAAUGCAAGGAAAGCAUCUUAACAGAAACGAAAAAGUCAUAACUUCGCAAUCUUCUGAACCAAUUUGGCAAUGUCGCUUCACUACAAACUCCAAGGAAGAUUGUUUCCUGCAUAAACAGACACCUUUCACAUCAAAUGGAACUGCAAGAAACAGAUCCAGAAGUGUUCAGAACAGCCGAAAUUCUCGUCAACAUGAAAAACAAAAAAUUGCAAAGAAAUCUCCUGAUCCCCAUCCUCUGCCAAUUUCACAGUAACCUGCG
Centruroides sculpturatus (bark scorpion) is the source of this 918-nucleotide messenger RNA. RefSeq lists its product as uncharacterized. The transcript is spliced from 5 exons. Bases 376 to 912 code for a protein of 178 amino acids. The record is from RefSeq and is a predicted model, not a curated record. NCBI's taxonomy places the organism in Eukaryota, Metazoa, Arthropoda, Arachnida, Scorpiones, Buthidae.